AACGCGUUCCGCCUGCGUCCUGUCGCUUCAGUAACACGCGAUCUCGGCCGCGAGCCAGGCUGCAUACAACACCUUCGCGUCGCGCAGGGUACCUGCGGCCGAUGACGGAAGUGUGUUACUAGGCCGAGUGGAGCACGUGAUACUCUCAUCGCCGAGCGGCGCUGCUCCGCAAGACGUCAUGCCCGGCGUCGGCGUUUCCCGGCGGCUGCGUCCAACACCUGGGCCGUCGUGCGACGCGGUCGCGAGGAGAAGAGCGCUCGUGGUGUUACGCGCAGAUUGAGCCCCCGACCGGCGAUCUCCGCGAGCGUACGCGGCCUCGGCGUUGCGUGGGAUCGGAGAAUCGAUUCGAUGGCUGAUGGAGUGCCGUUGACUCGACGGUGUUUGUGCGCGACGACACGGGCGCGCAGUAGCUGAAGGCGGCAGGAUCCGUUUCGCUAGCGACUUCCGGAUCUCCGAUCAUGGAUAAACGACGGUCCUUGGACGGAGGGCUGCAGGAGCACCCCUUGCCUAUCCCGGUUCAGAUGUUCCUUUGGCGGCAAUUAAGGCCGUUCAUUCGAGCCAAGCUAGGAAAACUUCACGAAGCAUCUUGCACGUUCUGUCAACACGCGCCAGGCCAUCAUGAGAUGAAGGAAGCAUGCACGUGCCUGGAGAAGGUGUUAGUGCAGAACCUCCACAACGACCUCACACCGUCGCUGAGCGAGAUAUUGAGCAACGUGCCACGCUGGCGCUUGAUUCAAGCCGCUCUCCCUUACGUCCUUCACGCCACGGCCAGCAUCCUGCACAAUAGAAAGGACUUUCAGAGCCUCGGUGCGAUGGAAACGACUCUGCUCUACAUUCUUCACUGGAUACUCUUGGACGCGGCCGAGGAAUGCGCCGAGAACGAAGUCGACCCGGCGAACCCCUUUCACUACUUGUUCUCGAUACCUACCUUGACCCUCUUCGUCUACCUGUUUGCGCCGUUGUGCAAUCACCUGAAGGACAUCGAUUUCAGGACGAACCUGCGGCUGGAGAACGGCCUGAAGAUAUGGUCCGCCAUGUACGAGUGCCGACAUCCGGAUGCGUCUUGCUUCACCACGCAUUGUCGCGCCAAGCCGCGCCUUUAUUGGAGCCGGUCCUUAAAGUCAGCUAAGCAUCACAUGCUGUCGGACGACGUCUUCGUCGGAGGCAAUAUCGAAAGUCCACCCAGCCAAUCGGUUAGCGCGUUUUCGGACCAGAGUGCCCCGCCGUCCUCCAAAAUAAUCGACGAUGAUCAACAGAGUACGUGGUUGUCAUCACCCAAGGACACGGUCUUCCCCGAAACGAUACCGGAGGAGAGCUCCGGCGCAGAGGACGAGCACGUAGUGAUAUUCAGGCUGCCCUCCCUCAGCGAGUCGGAGAAGAUGAUUGACGGGGUAAAAGAAGUUUCCAUUAUAUUCGCAGGCGAGGCUAGCAUCUUCCACGUAGCGAUGGGCAGGACGACCAGCUCCUCGAGGUCUCUCACGAUAGAGCAGGUCACGGCGAUCUCCAGCUUCGACACAUGCAAGCAGUACUACGGCAAGCCUGUGAAACUCGGAGGCGCGGACAAGGAGAAAGAGGAGAAAACUUCCAAGGUGGAGAGGGAUUCGCAGGAGGCUGCGAGGAAACGUGGGAGUUUCUCGACCCAACGUCAAAGUGCAGUCGGUGACGCAACCGCGGCGGAGCACACCGCCGGCUCUACGGCCGUCGACCUGGACGUCCGGGGCGCAACCUUCUUGGAUGUGGCCGCUAUGAGAUGCCUGUUUGUGCCUCAAUGGCAGGAAGAAGGUGUCUUCUGGGCUCUUCAGUUCCUGUACCACCGGCUGCGGAGGAUCAACGAGGAGAGCUCGGUGCAGCAAAUGCCGCGUCGUCGCAGCAACUCCUUGCCCAUACCGAAGAUCGAGGUCUCCUUUUACCAGAGUCCCGAAAGUAAGAAGAAAGACGUGCUGAAAGACUUCAUCGAGGUGCCCGAAGUACGCGACGUCUCUCUGCUGACGGAUCUGGACACGUUUCCAGAGUCGCCGUACGUUACGCCCAAAGGCCAAGACUGUGAGACGAGCCAUACCAGACGCGCCAGCGAGAAGACGAAAAAACGCAUGAAGAUGGCCGAUCUCAAGGCUUUCGUCGAGACGAAGCUGCUCUCCAAGUCGGAGAAGGCACUCGAGAAGAUUGGCCAGGACGAGCCUAAGAUGCUGUUCGAGCAGGAAUGUCACAGAAGCCUCGAUACCGGAGACGACCAUCUGACGCGACAGGCCUCGACCUGCUCAAAGAUCUUCGAAGCGAAGGACGUCGACCACAUGAAGCACCCUACAAAUCUGAUCAAAGGGAAAAGUAUGCCAAGCUUAAGCUGCUUGAUUAACGAGCUGACCGCGGGAGGAUACAUCGGCGACACCCGCGUCGAGAGGAAGCAGAGUCCGUUUUACAGCCAGUCCUACACCGUGCCGAAUCCUAUCAUCACCGUCACGGAACACACGCCAACUCCAUCGCCCGACUACAUGAAGCGGCAGGGUUCCGUGGAGAGUCAGUUGGACGCCAUCAGCAUCCAAGGAAGCCGUCUGUGCUCCGAGAGGAAGCCCAGCCUCACCAGAUCACAGACCGACUCUAAUAUCACUUACAUGAGCGACGAGGUGCCGGAAGCUCCGGGCUCGGCGUGUUACAUCACGAAGGAGGGUGACGUUGACCUGCAGGUCGCCUUAAAGGCUAUUCAUUCCGUCGCUCUGCGGGACAAUGCCUGCUGUACGCCGCGAGUUUGCGAGAUUAUCCUGAAUCUGGUGGAGUUGCUGAUGGACAUGGGGGUGAUGAAGCAUUGUCUCCAGGAGGAAGCCACCGGCAGUAACGCGGGGUCAGCCAGUGGUAUCGACAAGUCGGAGACAGGAAAGAAGCAAGAUUCGCCGACAAGAUUGAAUCAGCAAGACUACAGGGACGCGGAUGACAAGGCAAACGCUCACAAUCUCCUCAUGCAUUGCGUGAUUAGAGUAGUGAAGCACCUAGGUUGCCCGUACGGUUGUCUGGAUGGCGUACGCGGGCCUCAGGCUGAUAUCUGUCGCUCUCAGGGCCAAACCAUCUUGACGAAACUGCAUCGCGCGAGUUCCCGACAUUUCUCGAAAUUUUUGCGAAAGAUGAUGCGGGAGCAGCCGUUGGUGGAAAUCUUGGACUUCUUCCAUUCGUACGUCGGAUACUGCGUCGACCCGAGCUCGCUGUUGUCGCCGCUCAAUCAGAAACGAGUGUCCAGCAGCAAGUCGCCGGACGUGGCGUCCCAAAGCGGAUACGCGACGAAUUUCGGAGCCGGCAUGAUCGGCGCCGGGGCCAGCGGGGCGGCUGUGGGCCCCUCAGGCACGGGUGGGCCCGGCGGCAGCAACGUCGCUACGGCGAGCGGCGUCGCGACGUCGUACAGCACCGGCGGUUAUGGGGCGCGCGGUAUCGAGGGCCAGAUCAUGGCCUGCAUCUUCAAGGUGCUGGUCACCCGCCUCGUCGAUUCCGUGAAGCAGCUGAAGGCGCAGGAGAACAUCGGCCUGUACUGCGACGUGCGGCAGCUGAUGACGUACGUGAAGGAGGCGCACGGUGGAGUUUUCCGGCGCGUCACCCUCAGCGGUAUCCUCGACUCCGCGGAUCGGCCGAAUAAACGUUGCAACAGCAACGUGCAGACGACGCGCGUCAUAAGGCACAUACAUCAGUCCGAUCUGGAGGAACACGCGGACAUCGGGGGCGACACGUGUUACACCGUCGACGACAGAGGCACGCGAAAGUUCCUCUUCAAGAAGAGGAGCACGUCGACCACCUGCGCUGCCGGGUCGAAUUUGCAGAGCCUCCUCGAGACCGAGCUGAGCGAGGAGAACGUCAAGAUCAGUCAGAGCCCGUUGGGCAAUCUGCGCAAGAAGCACCACGUGUUGACACCGCGACAGAGCGAGCGCAACCUCGGUAUCGGCGAGACCUCGCUGGGCCCAGGCAAGAUGCGGAAGUCGACGCGAUUUCAGAUCGGCGGUAUCGUUAAUUGGUUCCGGAAGGAGUACAGCCGCACCGAUUCUACCGAUAGCCAUGAAAGUAGCGAGUCACCCACAGACGGCAGCUUUGUUAGGCAGCCGAGCUUCCAUUACGGUCCUCAUCGCAGCACGUCGCGUGCGGGCCGCGGAGUUGGCCUGACGUUGCAGAAGGCGAAACGUCGGAUGGAGGAUCAGCUGAAUAAGAUCGGAUUUGGAAAGAGUAAGAAGAAAGAAAACUUGGAGGAGGCGCCCGGAAGCUAUUUCAGCCGGAGGGACUCAAUGGAGCUCGGCGAGGCCUGCAGAGAGUCCGAAUUCGUCGUGCUGAAGGAGAGGAGACUGAUACCUCGCAGCGCGGUGUUCGACGGGAUGUUGCGCUUUUCUUUCCUCCUGGAGACCUGCCAGCCCGGCUCCGUUCCCGAUCCUCAUCUGAUGGCGUCGCUCUUGGACCUUCCGUACGCGCCGGUGGUGUCUCGCGCCUGUCUCAUACUGGAGUGCGCGCACCUGGUGCACCAGUGCAACAAGGGCCACUGGCCGGCGUGGAUGAAGCACAACUUCCCCAUGUUUCGGCCGUCGAUGCCCAUAAACAAUCGGAACGCCCCGAGCGCGCUCAGGCGCAUCCACGUGCUGCAGCGCACCGCGGGCAAGCUGUUCUACCAGUGGGCCGAGGCUGUCGGCGCGCGCCUCGAGGAGUUCUUGACCGAGGAUAAGCAAAAUAUGGAGCAGGUCACGAGCAUAGUGUCCGACGAGAGCAAACAGAGAGACCUGGUCCUGGAGGAUGAGGAGGAAGAUUUCCUCGACGACGCCAGUAUAAAUAGUUACGGAUCCCAGUGCCCUUUCGCGUUGCGCCUGGUCGCUUGUAUUUUGCUGCUGGAAGUAACGGCGUUCCUCAGGGAGACUUAUCAGACUUUGCCCAAGUCGAGUAAAUUGCUGACGAAGGAACGCCCGCCGCCAUGGGAGAGAAUGUCGCUGCACUACAGUCGAGAAGCGAACCGACGCUGGAGCUUGGCCCUGUCGUCUAUGGGUCACUCGCAGACGUCCGCGCAGAGUCUACAGUCUAUAGUCGGCGACCGCGAAGCCGCGGAUCGUAAAAUCAGUUUUGUCGUUUUUGAACCUGAUUACGAAUCAGAGGGGAGCAGUAAAUCGACGGUUACGAUACAAGGGGAGGAGACACAAAACGUCGAGAAAGAGAAGGCGAAGAGGAUGCAGGCGCCCCAAGGCAGACCGUUUCUCCUUCGUCGCAGUACUGCCGUCGGAACUGGCUCGUUUAAAAAGAGAAGCCUUAAACUUCGUCGCAAUACCAAGGAGGGCAAGGACAUCGAAUGCGAGGCGUACGCGGCGGUGAAACGCGCCGACUCGAUUCAGUCGAAGAGGAAAGUGAGCUCGCUCUCGGACAGAAGCGACACGUCCGAGCCCGGCCUCGGCGGCGAGGUCAGCGGCGAGGAGUCGCCCGGUAUUCUCAGCGACGACCAGCCGCCGGAGAGCCCGAGUGACAGCAACGAGACCGACGAGACCAACAAGAAUUUCCCGUGGAUGAAGGUGCUGGUGCAGCUGACCAACUCCUUCAACUUUUACUGCUCUCAUCAGAAUUUCUGCCAUCCGUUCUGCCACCGGCGGCAGAUGCGCGCCAGCAGCAGACUGAUCAAGUCCGUGAGGAAGAUCUAUGGGGAAGAGUUUGGUGUCUUGAACGGUACGGGACUGUUUGACGUAGACACUGACAAGAAGGAGGAUGGUAAGAAAGACAAGCGCAGCCGUAAGGUAUCCGAUCAGACCAGCACGCAGGUGUCGCCGGUCCGGCGGAAGGACAGCGUGGGACGCAAGUACAAGAUAGAGAAAAAUCUGGACGGCUCUCAGUCUGGCCGAUUAACUCAAAGAGAUUCAUCGAAGGAUCUCGCGGAGCAGGAUUCUGAGAAAGGCAAGGAAUCCUCGAGAAAAAGCACCGCAAAGCCCGGCGUCGAGGAGGACAAGGAGCCACCGCCAAUUUUGAAGUACAUAAAGACCCAGGUGAAAGAUGCCUUUCACGCACCUCUGGCCACCAUGAUCAAAGGGGCGGUCGUCAUGACGGAGGACUUGUUCGUGGAGGUGUUGCCAGUCGCGUGGGAGCUUUUGUUGGAGUCCAACCAGGAAGUGGCCGCGUCGGCGGCGGCGCUUUUCAUCGUGUCGGCUGUGCGAGCGCCGAACCAGGCGAGCGAACUGAUGCAGAAGGGCCUUCAGCACGCCAGCACCAGCGUGCGCAUCAAUGCCAUCCUGCGGUUUCAAGUCCUGUGGAAACUGCGCUACCAAGUGUGGCCGCGAAUGGAGGAGGCAGCUCAUGUGACGUUCAAAGUGCCUCCGCCGGGGAUAGAAUUCACUCUGCCGUCGCCGAAAAUUGGAAUAGAAUCCUUGCCGGUGGUCGAUCCGCCUUGGAUGCCGCAGGUGAAGACCAAGGUGGAAGAGGUCACCAUCAACCAGGAGCGUCACAGAUCCUUGGUGACCGCGACGAAGACGCGCAAGAAGCAGCAGACUGAACUGAUCAAGAAAGCUCUUCAGGCGCAGGACGACAAGAAACGAGAGGAGAGGGAAAAUUUUCUGAUUACGACGAUACCGAUCACCGUCCAAGCCGCUUACGAGCCCAGUCCGAUAGGAGACGAUCAUGACGAAGGAAAUGUGGGAGAUGAAGACGCAGGUGAGACAGUGCCGAGGAACAUGACGCAUCACGGUCAGUCGGCUCUCUCGUUGUUCCCCUCUUCAUUGUGCUCGGCGAUUGUUCAAAUUAUUAAUCUCCUGGACGACCCGGCAGUCUCCGACGAUGGAAACGCGGUGUAUGAAGUGGCAUACCAGGUGAUUUGGAGCUGCCUGGUGGAGGACAGCGCUCUGUUUCUUCGAUAUGUGUUGGAACGGCUGACGAGAGACCAACAGGAGUUAAUGUUUAAGAUUCUACGACAUCUCAUCAGGUUCGUGCCGAAGCUGCCGCAGCAAGCUGCGUUCGCGUUGUACAACUACAUCAUCGGCUACGUGAUGUUCUACGUGCGUUCUCCGCACGAGGGUGGUCAAAAGCUAAUCGGAACCGCGUUGUCGAUUCUGUGGAUGGUGGUGCACAGCGUACACGGCAUCAUGUUCAAAGAUCUGAAGCAGAUCCUGCGGAAGGAGCAAUGCGACGCGUCUAUUCUGCUCACGGCGAAUGUCCCGUCGGCGAAGAAGAUCAUCGUUCAUGGCCCGCAAGAUCCCGACGCCGGGGAGAUACCCUCGCAGUUUCCCGUGCAAGAGGACACGCAGUUCUGCCAGAUACUCAGAGAGUCCUUGGACUUUUUCGGCAUCGAGGAAGCGAAGCAGCAUGAAUACUUCCUCGUUGACUAUAAGACACAUCAAAUACACAACCCGUCGUCGUACGUCAGAGACUACUAUUUCUUCAAAAGAUCUCAAUUUCCGCAAAUCGAGCUCGUCCACAUGAAGCCGGAGGACGCGUUCAACUCGUUGCAACAGCAGGAAUUGAUGCACAAGUUCGUGGAAAUAGGGAAAGUGCUGCUGACCUGGGCGAUCUUGAAGAACGUCGACAUGGUGGUGCAGAGGGUCGUGUUUCUUCACGAGGAGCUCAUGAAACUGCCGUCGUUCCCACGGAAAGCGCUGGAAGCGAACUUGGAGCUGUACAAAGGCGGCGAGAUUGGAAGAGAGCUCCUCGGGCUGGACGUGAUGCACAAGUUCAUGUGGGUCAGACUGAUCGCGCGGAUGUUCGAGGCAAUGGCCGGCAAUUUCGCGUACUCCGGCGAUAUCCACCUCUUUUUGAACGUCCUGAACGGCGCGGUGAUCCUUCACAGCGAGGACUCCUGUAUCUUGCGUUACGUCGUAGCCACUUACAUCAACGCCGCGCAUAACUUCAAGAACAUCUUCUCGACGAAUGGCUACCUGCUGAUCAUGCCGACGUUGCUGCAGCUCUAUUCGACUCAUCAGACAAACAAACUCGUGACGACCACCGUCGAGUACGCCGUCAAGCAGUUUUACCUCAUGAACCGCAAACCGUUUAUUCUCCAGAUGUUCGGCAGCGUCUCCACCAUAUUGGAUACGGAUGAGCUGAGCGUACACGGCGAGGCUCAUAAGGUCCCAUCCACUUGCCUGUUCAACUUGUUAUUGAGCCUGGAAACUCCGUCGCCGGAUCCACUCAACAUAGGCGAGCUGGUGAAGGAGGAGAAGCCUUUGAAAGCGAUAGACUUCUGCUACCACGACGAGAACGAGAUGGUCAACGUGCUCGACUGCAUAUCACUCUGCGUGAUGGUGAUAGCUUACGCACCAGACUCCAUCAGGGGUCAACAGAUGUUGACAAUACUGGAGGCGAUAUUGCCGUGUUACGUUCAGCAAAUCCAAUCUCCCACGUACAACAGAGAGGGCAAGACGGAGAAGGAGAUAAUAAAUCAAUUAGCCAUCGCCGUAAAGACGCUCGUUAACAAUUCCGAAGCGUUAACCAAAUAUUACAACGGUCCCCAGAAGUCCAGCCCCGAGCACAAGGGCUCCAGUCAAAGAAAUUACGGCAAAGGCCCGUAUUCGCCGGGCUUCGACUUCGAGGACGAUACCCACGCGACCAAGUAUAUAGAGCACUCGAAGGUACGAAACUUUUACGAUCGGGACGCGGACGCGGACGCGGAGAACUUCCAUAAGUACGAAUUCCGGAGGCCGCGUGAUACCUUGCUGAACAUGGUCGGGGACUUUGUGGCUCGUUGCUCCAUUCGGCUCAUCGAACUCAACAAGAAGUCUCAGGACGGGAAGACCAUCGAGUUGCUGGACUCGAAGUGUCACGUGCGACUGGCCGACAUCGCGCACAGCCUGUUGAAGAUCUCACCGUACGACCAGACCACCAUGGGCUGUCGUGGCUUAAGGAGAUACAUGAACGACAUCCUCCCUUCGACCGAGUGGUCGGCCGACGACAUGAGGCCGGCGCUGAUGAUAAUCCUCAGGAGGCUGGAUAAGACUUUCAGCAAGAUACACAAGAAAGCGUCGAUCAGGCGGAACACUGAUUGGGCCGCUGCCAGCGACCUUCUGAAGGGGGUUUAUGAGACUUUGUUGAAGUGCCCGUACAUCGCGCACUUUCAGUACCUGAAGACGCUGCUAAAUACUUGUCAGGCUUUGAUCGUUGGCGACACUCCAGCCGAGGAUGUAACGUCGGCUUCCGCAGCCGCUUUGAUGAGCAAGUUACCGCCUCAGCACUUUUGCUCGACGGUCCUGCGCCUGAUCGCCCUGCACGUGAUAUCCUACGGCGAAGGAUACUCCUUGGAAAACGUGCUCGGUGGCACGUUUGCUUCUCAGACUCGCACGGAGAACACACUGCUGAACCUGCUGAUACCGUUGUUCCUGCGCAUUGGAACUGGCAGGAAAGAUGUCUCGAAGUUGAGACAGUCGGACAUCAGUUUCGCUCUGACGGCGGUACUGAACACGCUCUGGCCGCCGGGAGUGAAGACGGUACCGUUGAUAGCGCAGAAUUUGAAGACCACCACGGACAUGAGGACCGGCAGUCUCACAUUUGCCGCGCGAGACCCGAAGACGUUGACGAAGACGUCGUUAACGUUGUACCAAGUGGCGUUUCUAGCACUGAAAAUAAUGACGAUAUGCUUCGAGACCGAGCUACGAACGGAAUGGCCGAAGAUCCUGCGCACGAUGCGCCUGCUGAACAAGCGCAACGAGGCCUCGAUAUACCUGUGGAACUUCAUCGAAUUCGUAGUGACGCACCGCACGGCCCUGUACAUCCAGAUGCUGCCGUUCAUCGUCUACAAGAUCGGCCAGGCGCCGAUAUCCGAGCACGAGCGGAAUAUGCACACCAUCAUCCGCGAGAAGAUCAACGGCAGCAGCACCACCGUGCCCAAGUCGCGGGGCGCGUUGCUCAUGGACCUGAUCCACGACUUGAAGAAUCUGAAGGAGGAGAUCGAGGAUCGGAGGUUCGAUGAGAUGCAACCGGAGCCCAAGAGAAGCGUGGUGGACAUGCACCCGAUAACCGAAGGCCAGUCGCGCACUCAGAGGCCGUCUCUGUUGAUGGACUUUCUGACCGGCGAUCUGAGCUCCAAGGCUCACAUAAACCGUACGCCUGCCGAGACUCCGGUGUCUCAUUCCACAGCACCUCAAUCACAGCCUCAUUCGACUCAUCAAUCCAACUCAAGUAGCACUGUUAAAACAACGCAGCCCAGUCAAGUAACGGCACCGCCGAACGGAUCCGUGUCCAGCACUAGCGCGGGGUCGUCCACGUUGCGCGAGGCGAGCGACACGUUCGCCGGAGAGAUGUACGUCGAACAGCAUCAGCAGCAGCCGCCGCCGUCGUCGUCGACAGAUAGAUUCCAACCAUCUUCUACUAGCGAUGAACGUAACCAUGUUAAGCUUCAUCCUAUCUUACUUCACCAAAAGGCGCCAAAGCUGCGCUUUGUCUCUUCCGUAGAGUUUAGAAACUCAUCAGGAGAGACGCUGACGAGCCAGCUAAGCCCGACCAGUCCGAUCGAAGACAGUUCUGAAGAAGUGCGCACCGACAAGCCUCGCUUGCAGCGUUCGAUGGGCCAAAGCAAGAAGACUUUCCGCUUAAGGAAGAGUCGAAAGGCUCAUAUUGAGUUGACCCAAGCGAAACCGGAACAGCUGGACACAACUCUAGUGGAAGAACCGAGCCAGUCAAAGUCAACACCGACACCACCGGUGUCAGCCGUGGAGCCCUCGCCGCUGUCCAACAUCCCGUCGGACUCCUCGUCCAUUCGUUCCAGGCGAAGUUUGUCUCUUCGUAAGUCGGACGGCGAGAAGAACUCGGCCGUACCGUGCGACCAGCAGCAACAAUUCUACGGAGCGACGCAUCAGCAUUACCACUCUCAUUACUACCACCACCACCUUCACCCCCAGAUGUCGGACGUGUCCUGGGACGAGGACACGUCCAGCACCUCCGGGUACCGCGAGUCAUAUAGCAUGCAGCUGGUGUCCUUGGACGGUAACAACGCGCGCUCGACCACGGCACCGCCGUUGGCGUCGCCGGACCUCAACGACAUGCCGUCUACGAGCAGCACAGCGACCAAUUACAUGGGCUUCGACGGCAGCUCUCCGGAUUGUUCCAUCAACGGCAGUGGUGGUGAAAAGACGGCGCUCUUAACGUCGAGCCAGAGGACAACCUCCCAACACUCCCUACUCAUGGUCUUUCCGAAUCAAGACGAGGACACGUUGAUAUAAGUCGCAGCGAUUGGCGAUACUUGCUCGGCUGAGACUGCGACUCGAAAUUAUAUCUUUAAACGUCGGAUUAAUGCGCGGACGAUUAUUGCAGAACAUUCGUUGCACCAUUCGUCGCCCCUUAACCACCGCCAUCGCGCCUAAUGGGACGUGUGCCUCCCGUCACCGUAAUCCGGUUAGGUUGUUUUUAUACCGAUGUGACUCGUUUACUUCGCUUUGCACUGCGCAGAUUGCGAGGCGUACAGUUCCCCAAGAUGGAACCUAGCACGCACGUCUUGCUAGAACCAAAAUUUUUGUGGGAACGUGUAUCAUUCCCAUAGUACACCCCGAGUAGAUAAUUUUUUAUCAAGGUCAUCGUUAACGGACGAUUAAACGGGGAAGAGGUCGAAUCAGAAGCGGUAUAUUCGCGAAAUCCCGUUCGUCCGAUUAAGCGCAUCUCCGUGAUGCUUUCGAGGAGCUUAGAGUAGUCACUUAC
This is a messenger RNA of Harpegnathos saltator (Jerdon's jumping ant), 11601 nucleotides long. It is a transcript of the gene unc80, whose product is annotated as unc80, NALCN channel complex subunit. Gene Ontology annotation, cellular component: cation channel complex; axon. Gene Ontology annotation, biological process: monoatomic cation homeostasis. The transcript is spliced from 51 exons. The coding region runs from base 459 to 11129 and encodes 3556 amino acids. Gene Ontology annotation, molecular function: monoatomic cation channel activity. NCBI's taxonomy places the organism in Eukaryota, Metazoa, Arthropoda, Insecta, Hymenoptera, Formicidae. The record is from RefSeq and is a predicted model, not a curated record.